Messenger RNA from Guyanagaster necrorhizus, 1386 nucleotides. RefSeq lists its product as uncharacterized. The record is from RefSeq and is a predicted model, not a curated record. Gene Ontology annotation, biological process: cytoskeleton organization. Gene Ontology annotation, cellular component: cytoplasmic side of plasma membrane; cell division site; cytoplasm. Lineage: Eukaryota; Fungi; Basidiomycota; Agaricomycetes; Agaricales; Physalacriaceae. The transcript has 5 exons. The coding region runs from base 1 to 1386 and encodes 461 amino acids. Gene Ontology annotation, molecular function: phospholipid binding; protein binding.
AUGACAAUCAGCAAUCACUCUUCCGCGACGUCGCUCUCCAGAUACGCCAUGGCUCGGUCGCCAGGGGACGACAUUUACAACGGGAGUACAUCUAGAGAUUUCUGCAAUUCGUUCUGGGGUCCGGAUGAAGCAGGUGUCAACAUCUUAUGUGCUCGGAUGCGGGGCGCUGAACGUACGACUGACGAGUUGUUGAAUUUCUGGAAGGAGAGGUUUGCCCUCGAGAAAGAGUACGGGAAACGGCUCAUGGAACUGUCCAAAAGAGUGGUUGGAAGGGAUGAGAUUGGCGACCUCCGUAACGUCCUCGAUACACUGAAACUCGAGACGGAGAAACAAGCAGCAGCACACAUUGAACUGGCGACAAAAAUUCAUUCCGAACUCGAGAAGUCUACUGUCCAACUCCUGAACCAGCAAAGCGACCACCGCAAGAACGUUCAGACUCCCAUGGAGAAGAGGUUCAAGCUGAAACUCAUGCAGGAGUCGUACGUGGAAAAAGCUCGGGAAAAGUACCAGAGUGAUUGUGUGCGCAUCGAUUCGUAUGCGAAGCAGAUAGACGUCAACUCCGGCAAGGACACGGAGCGGCUACAGGCUAAGCUGAAUCGAGCUAAACAGACCGUUCAGGCCAACGAGAAGGACUAUGCAGCGUUUAUGGACAAGCUGAAAGAAAUGACGGUGGCAUGGGAGUCGGAAUGGAGGGGAUUUUGUGAUGAUAGCGAAACGAUGGAGGAACAGAGAAUGGAGUUCAUGAAGGAUACGUUGUGGGCGUAUGCCAAUCUUGUCUCGACGGUCUGUGUUUCUGACGAUUUGUCAUGCGAGACUAUCCGGACCCUUCUCGACCAAUUCGAAGUUGACCGAGACAUUGAGAACUUUGUUAAUGAGUACGGGACAGGGAACAGGAUACAUGACCCACCCGCAUUCGCAUCGUCGCAGGUUGCUGGCCCCAGCGUAUCUACUCGUCUCGCCAAGUUUAAACGUAGCAAGAGGGGGGUGGUGGCAGCAUCAUCGCGCAAAGCGUCGAUGAGACAGCGUUCGACCGAACCAUCACCCCGUCCACAGGCAAUCCCGAAGCAGGAGAAUCCGGCUAUGACAAACGCCAGGCAGCCUUCGGCAUCGCUACCACUCCCUGAACAAACGUCGAACGGGACGCCAGUUCCAGAGUCAGCUCUCCCUUCGCCUCCGCCAAAUGAGGGGAUCGGGAUCUUGUUUUAUGUCAAAGCGCUUUACGACUAUACCGCGACUAUUGACGAAGAAUUCGAUUUCCAAAUGGGCGAUGUGAUUGCUGUGACGGCUACGCCAGAGGAUGGAUGGUGGAGUGGAGAACUGUUAGAUGAAGCGAGGAGGGAGGAGGGAAGAUAUAUCUUUCCUAGCAAUUUUGUCUGUUUGUUUUGA